This is a messenger RNA of Periophthalmus magnuspinnatus, 1460 nucleotides long. Its product is annotated as CYFIP-related Rac1 interactor B-like. NCBI's taxonomy places the organism in Eukaryota, Metazoa, Chordata, Actinopteri, Gobiiformes, Gobiidae. Gene Ontology annotation, molecular function: small GTPase binding. The record is from RefSeq and is a predicted model, not a curated record. The transcript has 11 exons. The coding region runs from base 93 to 1073 and encodes 326 amino acids. Gene Ontology annotation, biological process: regulation of actin filament polymerization; positive regulation of T cell activation.
GGUUGUGCCACCCAGUCAGUGCGUUUGACCCUCCUCACACCUGGAUCACACCUGGACUGUCCUGGCCGAGUGCUCUCAGACUCUGCAGCAGCAUGGGGAACCUGAUCAGGGUGCUGACCCGAGACUUGGACAGCAGUGGAUGUAACUUCUUCCUGGACUUUGAGCAUGCACAGCCUUCUGAGGCAGAGAGGGCCACAUUUGAGAAGGUGAAGCAGGUGCUGGAGGAGGGCCAAGAGAUUCUAGAGGAGCUGCAGAUGUAUAAAGGAGCUGGAGAGGAGAUCCGACAGGCCAUCCAGAGGCCCACUGUGGAGAGGCUGCAGCAGAGGGCCUGGGCUGCAGUCCUGCCACUGGUCACUAAACUCCACACCUUCUAUGACUUCUCCCAGAAACUCGAGUCCGCCCUGUGCCUCCUACUGGACGUCUUUGCAUGUGCAGAGGCUCCGCCCACUCAGCAGUUGGAACAGAAGCAGGCUCUGGCCCAACAGUUCGCCCACAUCCUGCACUUCACGCUGCGUUUUGACGAGCUCAAGAUGACCACCCCAGCCAUUCAGAAUGACUUCAGUUAUUAUCGACGGACUAUCAGCCGAAUGAAGAUCAACAAACUAACUGGAGAAUCCCAGAACGAAGUGGACAAUGAGCUGGCCAAUCGGAUGUCUCUGUUUUAUGCCUGUUCCACGCCCAUGCUGAAAACUCUGAGCGAUGCCACCGACAGGUUUGUCUCAGAGAACCCUGAUGUUCCUCUGGAAAACACCACAGACUGCCUCAGAACUAUGGCCAGUGUCUGCAAAGUCAUGCUGGAGACUCCAGAGUACCGCAGUCGGUUCAGCUCAGAGGAGACAGUGCUAUUCUGUCUUCGUGUGAUGGUGGGAGUUAUCAUCCUGUUCGACCAUGUGCACCCACACGGAGCCUUCAUCAAAACCUCCAAUAUCGAUAUAAAAGGCUGCAUCAGACUUCUGAAGGAACAGUCUCCAAACAGUGUGGAGGGGCUACUCAAUGCACUCAGGUACACUACCAAACACUUAAAUGAUGAAACUACGCCCAAGCAGAUCAAAAACAUGCUGCAGCCAAACUAAAAACAUGCUACAAAGAUGCUUUUUUAAAUUUUAUUUUAUUUUUUUUGUGUAUUUUUGUUGAUCAAUGUCUGCUGGGAAGUGGGCAACUGGCUGAGGGGCUGGUUCCUUCACCAAAGGCUGUGAGAUACACUGCUGGCAUAGUCCUCAAUAUCCUCAGAAAGCUAUCAGCAAAACAGAGCAAGUUUGUUCUUCAUUGCCAAGCAGUCAAAUGAUCAGAACUUUGUAGACAACAACUGACUACCUUUGUUUUAGCAUUUCAUGAAUUAGAACUUCAAUAAAAUAAUGACCAUGUAUAAAACCAGACUUUAUCUUCCAGCGUGGGCGCUCCCCAUACUGGAAUCUGGUGUAGGGCUCCAUCUACUGGCAGCAGAGGCAAUUACCAUGGGG